This is a messenger RNA of Psammomys obesus (fat sand rat), 1713 nucleotides long. It is a transcript of the gene Slc1a7, whose product is annotated as solute carrier family 1 member 7. Gene Ontology annotation, biological process: L-glutamate transmembrane transport. The record is from RefSeq and is a predicted model, not a curated record. Lineage: Eukaryota; Metazoa; Chordata; Mammalia; Rodentia; Muridae. Gene Ontology annotation, cellular component: plasma membrane. Gene Ontology annotation, molecular function: glutamate:sodium symporter activity; L-glutamate transmembrane transporter activity; neutral L-amino acid transmembrane transporter activity. The transcript has 11 exons. The coding region runs from base 1 to 1713 and encodes 570 amino acids.
AUGGAAUGGUGCCAACGGGCUGGGCUCAGCAUGGCGCUGGGCGCUGUCCUGGCUCGAGGGGGGGCAGUGUGUAAACACAACGGGCUACUCAUCCUGUCGGUGUUGUCUGUCAUCGUGGGCUGCCUCCUUGGCUUCUUCCUCAGGACCCAGCGCCUGUCACCACAGGAGAUCAGCUACAUCCAGUUCCCUGGAGAACUCUUGAUGAGGAUGCUGAAGAUGCUGAUCCUACCCCUGGUGGUCUCCAGCUUGAUGUCCGGCCUUGCCUCCCUGGAUGCCAAGACCUCCAGCCGCUUGGGCAUCCUCACUGUGGCGUACUACCUGUGGACCACCUUCCUGGCCGUGGUUGUGGGCAUCAUCAUGGUCUCCAUCAUCCACCCUGGGGGUGCAGCGCAGAAGGAGACAACCGAACAGAGCGGGAAGCCAGUCAUGAGCUCAGCUGAUGCCCUCCUGGACCUUGUCCGGAACAUGUUCCCGGCCAACCUGGUAGAAGCCACAUUCAAACAGUACCGCACCAAGACCACCCCGGUUAUCAAGUCUCCCAAGGGGGCUCCGGAGGAAGCCCCUCCUCGGCGGGUCCUCAUCUACGGGGUCCAGGAAGACAACGGCUCGCGAGUGCAGAACUUUGCCCUGGACCUGACCCCCCCGCCUGAGAUCGUCUACAAGUCAGAGCCUGGCACCAGCGAUGGCAUGAACGUCCUAGGCAUUGUCAUCUUCUCGGCCACCAUGGGCAUCAUGCUGGGCCGCAUGGGUGACAGCGGGACCCCCCUGGUCAGCUUCUGUCAGUGCCUUAAUGAGUCCGUCAUGAAGAUCGUGGCAGUGGCGGGGUGGUACUUCCCCUUCGGCAUCGUCUUCCUGAUCGCCGGCAAGAUCCUGGAGAUGGAUGACCCCAGCGCAGUGGGGAAAAAGCUGGGCUUCUAUGCCGUGACUGUGGUGUGCGGGCUGGUGGUCCACGGCCUCCUCAUCCUGCCCCUGCUCUACUUCCUCUUCACCAGGAAGAACCCCAUUGUCUUCAUCCGUGGAGUCCUCCAGGCUCUACUCAUCGCGUUGGCCACCUCCUCCAGCUCAGCCACACUGCCCAUCACCUUCAAGUGCCUGCUGGAAAACAACCACAUCGACCGGCGCAUCGCUCGCUUUGUGCUGCCUGUGGGUGCCACCAUCAACAUGGACGGCACGGCGCUCUACGAGGCCGUGGCUGCCAUCUUCAUUGCCCAGGUCAACAACUACGAGCUGGACUUCGGCCAGAUCAUCACUAUCAGCAUCACGGCCACCGCAGCCAGCAUUGGGGCGGCCGGCAUCCCGCAGGCGGGGCUGGUCACCAUGGUCAUUGUGCUCACCUCUGUAGGCCUGCCCACGGACGACAUCAACCUCAUCAUCGCUGUAGACUGGGCUCUGGACCGCUUCCGCACCAUGAUAAACGUGCUGGGUGACGCGCUGGCGGCGGGCAUCAUGGCCCACAUCUGCCGGAAGGAUUUUGCUCAGGACAUGGGUACUGAGAAACUGCUCCCCUAUGAGACCCAGCCCAUGACCCUGCAGGAGAUCAUGGCCGCCCAGCAGAACGGCUGCGUGAAGAACGUGGCUGAGGCCUCGGAGCUGACCCUCGGCCCCACGUGCCCCCACCACAUCCCAGUCCAGGUAGAGCAGGAUGAGGAGCUGGGCACUGCCAGCCUAGACCACUGCACCAUCGAGAUCAGUGAGCUGGAGACCAAUGUGUGA